Molecule: messenger RNA, 1074 nt
Organism: Fraxinus pennsylvanica
Lineage: Eukaryota; Viridiplantae; Streptophyta; Magnoliopsida; Lamiales; Oleaceae
Source: the annotation of a GenBank genome assembly
AUGUCGUCAAUAUCCACUUCUACCGUUCUACCUCUACACCUGAACACCAAGCAAACUCACCGUCUGCAGCCAGAAAGACUGGCAUUGCUCAUAGGCAAAAGCAAAUCUAUCAAACCCCUAAGCGAAAUUCAUGCGUUUGUAAUUCGUCAUGGUCUGGAAAGCCAUCCAGUCUUGAAUUUCAAGCUCCUGCGCUCGUAUUGUUCUCUAGGCCAUCUUGAACAUUCUGUGUCCCUCUUUAAUCGCACCCCAAAUCCUAGUGUUUACUUUUACACUGCUAUUAUCCAUGGCCAUGCCAUAAAUGAUCUCCACGAACAAGCUUUUCUUUUCUAUGUGCAAAUGCUAUUUGAAGACGUGGAACCUAAUGCAUUCACAUUGUCUGCUGUCCUCAAAGCUUGCCCGUUGGAAUCUGGGAAAUCCCUCCAUUGCCAAGUGCUUAAACUUGGCCUGGAGUUUGAUACUUAUGAGAUGCCAAACAGCCCAUUAGGGAUGCUUCUAGGCGGCUUUUGCUCACUCUCAUGGAGGUUACUUCACCAACAAUCAUUGUUGAAAGAGCAGGAUCAUAUGCUUGGACACACAAAAGCUGGAGAGUUCGAGAAGAGUUUGCAUGUACUGUCAGCUCCGCGAUUGGUCUAUUUGCAUCCACUGAACUACCUCUUCAUAAGCUCUACUGGUCAUUUAAAAUCUGAUGAAGCUCAGGAACACUUGCAUCAGACACAGGAGAAUGGUUCCAACCCUGAUAAACCUACUUCUGAUUUUAAGAAUCUGAAAUAUGCCUCUGAUACAACAGCUCUAGAAACUAUGGAUAAUCGUACGAGGGCUGAUGAUUUUUCAACACUGCGUUUGAACAGCAAUGGACUAGUUGGCUCUGAUCAUCUACGCAUCCUUGCAGACUUUGGGGUUGAUAAUGAGCUUUUACCUGAACUGACACCUAAUCAUACUAAACUUCCCGCGUUGAAGAUGAACUCUGCUCUUGAAGCAGGGCCAAGCAUUCUGCAGAUCUUCAUCUACUUCCGUAUCCAACAAUCAAUCAAUUUGGAGCAAGUUCUUCAAUCAGAUUUUGACCACUGUUCUUGA